Molecule: messenger RNA, 1051 nt
Organism: Pocillopora meandrina
Lineage: Eukaryota; Metazoa; Cnidaria; Anthozoa; Scleractinia; Pocilloporidae
Source: the annotation of a GenBank genome assembly
AUGCUGAUGUCAGCAAAGGCCCUUAUCCCUCUGCAAAAAAGGUUUGCGUUUCUCACUCGCCACGAACAUAAAGCUCUAGAAAGGACAGGCAAACAGAACCCAAAUGAUUCCGACUUGACAAUACCUCGAGCCACAAGACAGUCGUUCCUCAUUGUGCUAGAAUCACUUACCAGUCCUGCUAACACACUGACAGAGAUUGGACAUGAACAUCUUCUUGAUAGAAUCUGUUUUGAAAGUAUGACAACAUUGAGUGUGGAAUGCUUUUUUAAAGGAAUGAGUGCAGACCACGACAUGCCUACCGCGGCUGACUACGCUUUCAGAAGGGCUCGUUGCGUCCAAGACGACAUGCUUCGCAUUUACCAGAAGGACUUUUCGUAUUUCACCGGGCCCAAUUCAUUUUAUCCGGAAAAAAUAAUCAAGGGUGAGCCUCCGAAUAUUAAGAGACGACCAAGUAAGCAGUCGCAAAUCAGCGAGGGAACAGGAAGUAAAGAGUAGGACAAAAGGCGAGAAGCCGUAAUGCGAGAGUUUGUCGGAGAAUAUGGAAAAGGUGUACGACAGGAAAACGUUCGUUCAAAAACGAAAGAGUUGACUGGCACACUUCCCUAUGCCUUCAGCAUGUGUUCCUCUGUCUUCACAGCCUCAUCAGAAGACUGAUUCGACGUAACAACAGCCUGCCAAAUAGAGGAUGCUAGUUUCGUACUGCAGGGUAGAAUUGUGCAGGUGCAAACUUCUUACCACGUAAGGAUGUCGUUGCUGUGAGACAUAACCGCAGAAAAGAGAUUUCGCCAUUCUGGCUCGCUAUUCUUUUACAAGACGUUCAAUUAGAAGUUGAUGGAGGCAAUUUUUUACGAAGAAAGUGCAAUUUCAGUAGCUGAACCAGACAAGUGACCUUCUUACGUACACUCCCGGCGAUGUCUGUGAUCGGAACUCACCCAACUGCAUUCUAACCCGAGUUUUGGGAUUCACUGCCAAGGGUUCAAGCAUCACUCUAACGUCUGAGGAGGACAAUAGGCUCUGCAGGCUUGCUAAUGGUGACCUUGAUGACGAAGAU